This is a messenger RNA of Aspergillus udagawae, 711 nucleotides long. Its product is annotated as kinase-related protein. The transcript is spliced from 2 exons. The record is from RefSeq and is a predicted model, not a curated record. The coding region runs from base 1 to 711 and encodes 236 amino acids. Gene Ontology annotation, cellular component: cytoplasm. Lineage: Eukaryota; Fungi; Ascomycota; Eurotiomycetes; Eurotiales; Aspergillaceae.
AUGGAGGAGCAAGUAGACAGGCUAGUGGAUAAAGUAUGGGAGAAGUUCCACUCUUUACCAGAAAAUGGUCGCUUGAUGAUUGCUAUCAGUGGCAUUCCAGGUUCUGGGAAGACAGGGCUCGCCAGUAUUAUGGCCAAUCGCAUCAACCAGCUCUACUCAAAACAAUAUGCAAAUCAGCCGUCCAUAGCGGCAGACAUCCCUAUGGAUGGCUAUCACCUCACACGAGCACAACUGGCUCAAAUGCCGGAUCCAGACUACGCUGCUGCGCGACGUGGUGCGGCUUUCACCUUUGACGGCGAGAAGUUUCUGAGGCUAGUGCAGGCACUGAGGGAGCCGAUAACAUCGGAGGCGCACAUAUUGUACGCUCCAAGCUUCGAUCAUGCGGUCAAGGAUCCGGUUGAUGACGAUAUACCUAUUGCCCCGACAAGCAGGAUAAUAUUCUUCGAGGGGAACUACCUCAGUUUGAACAAGGAACCGUGGAGCUCUGCGGCAAAGCUCAUGGAUGAGCUAUGGUUCGUUGAGGUUGAUUUUGAGACUGCCCGGAAGAGGCUGGUCCGGCGACAUGUUCAAGCGGGGAUCGCAAAGGAUGAAGCUGAGGCGGACAAACGGGCGAUGGAGAACGAUCUCGUCAACGGACGGGAGAUUGUGGAUAACAGGAUGGAUGUUCAAGAGAUUAUUACCAGUUACUACGAUACCCGGUGGGAUAGGUGA